UUAGACUUAAAUUUUAACUGCAUUGUGUGAAUAGUUUAGAGCUAAGUUAAGCUUUGCCCUUCCUACUCUGGGGUCCUCAAUGCACAGCUCUGAAGAAAUUCUCACUGGCUUCACAUCCCACCCAUCUGUAGAUAGGGAAAGCCAGCACUUAUUGUAUGUUCUGAAAGAUAAGCAGUCAACUUCUUCCACUUAUCUUGGAAGCCAGCUGUGCAGGAGAGGUGGCAACAGCAUGUCCCACCCUGUAUAAAGAAAUCAAGCAAACAACUUUGCAAGUGGAUCAUUUUUAAAGAAAAGUGAAGGAAGGAGCUAUUGCCUACCAGAGCAAGCAGGAGCUAAAGGCUUUCACGGUACGAGGAACUGAACAUGGGUCAAGGUCUGAGCAUCAAAAAAUGUGAUUUCAAGAUCCCAUUGAACAACAGUAACCACCACACAGAAGAAAUCAGCAUUGAAAGGCUUAUGGUGAGGCGAGGACAGCCAUUCACUAUCACUGUGAGCUUCUCAGCUCCAGUACACAGCUACCUGCAGCUGCUGAAGAGGACCUUCCUUGUAGUACAGACAGGAUCACAUCCUUCCAAAGCGGAUAGAACCCAAACUGAAUUUUCCAUCUCCAACCUGGGAGACCAGAAUCAGUGGAGUGCCACACUGGAAGAACAAGACCCAUGCUUCUGGACCAUCUCAGUGAACACACCUGCCAACGCUCCAAUUGGCCAGUACACUCUGCUUUUACGUGCCUGCAAGUCUAGCUAUCUACUGGGCAAUUUCACCCUUCUCUUUAAUCCCUGGUGUCAAGAUGAUGAGGUGUUUUUGGCUAAUGAGGCACAGCGACAGGAGUACGUUUUAAACCAAGACGGUGUCAUCUACUCAGGGACUGAAAAUGCCAUCCUAGCACAACCCUGGGACUUCAGUCAGUUUGAGAAGGACAUUGUGGAUAUCUGCUUCACACUGCUGGAUGUAGGUGAACGGCAUCAGCAAGACAAAGAUCGCACACAGCGCAAAAGCCCUGUGUACAUCUGCCGCACAGUUGCUGCCAUGCUGAGCUGUGAUGAGUUUAGAGGAAUCCUAACAGAAUGUGGGACCAAGCAAUACCACAAUGGAACACCCCCUUCCAAGUGGCUGGGAAGCAGCCCCAUUCUCCAGCAGUGGGCUGCAACCCAAUGCAAGCCUGUCCAUUAUGGGCAGUGCUGGGUGUUUGCUGCAGUCAUGUGUUCAGUUCUGAGGUGCCUGGGAAUUCCUACCAGGGUGGUCACAGGCUUUACAUGGGCUCACAAUACUAACAGGAGCCUGAGUGUGGACGAGUAUUAUGAUGACAAUGGGAGACUGCUUACACAAGACAAGAAUGCCCGUGUCUGGACCUUCCAUGUUUGGAACGAAUGCUGGAUGGCUCGAGCAGACUUGCUACCAAAGUACAGUGGGUGGCAGGCACUAGAUGCCACCUGCCAGGAAAAAAGCAAAGGUCCAUCCUUUUGUGGGCCAGCCCCUGUUCAAGCCAUCAAGGAAGGGGACACAAAAGUUGAUUAUGAUGUCUGCUACUUCUUUGCUGCCAUCAAUGCCAAGUGCCAGGUCUGGAUACAAAAUGCAGAUGACACACUCAAGCCAGCUCUUGGUGGCACAAAGUAUACUGGCAACAACAUUAGCACCAAGAGUAUAGGCAGUGAACGCUGUGAGGAUAUCACACAGAACUACAAGUAUCCUGAAGGUUCUCUUCAGGAAAAAGCAGCACUUGGCAAAGCCUACAAAAAUAUAAAGAACCUUGAGACAACCAGCAGCAGUGAAAAACAGUCUAGUUACAUUCCUGCUGCCCCUGAAGAGCCAGUUAACCUUUUCAUCCACCUCAGGCUAAAGAGUUCUUUGCUACUGGGACAAGAUGUUGCACUUUCAAUUGAAGUGUUUAACUACAGUGGUGGAGACAAGGCCAUUCACCUGGUUGUUGGGGCCCAGUCUCUACAUUAUUAUGGUGUGCCUAUUACCCAACUUUGGAAGGAAGAGUUUCAUUUUAUCCUCAAAAGUAAUGAAGCUAACAACAUGCAGGUCUUAGUGCCUUCCUCACAGUACAGAAAGGAGUUGGGAGAGAACUAUCUGCUUAGACUGACUGCUACGCUGAGAGACAAGGACUCCUUCUACACAUACUUGGCACAGGAAGAGAUCAGCGUUUGUGACUCACCUCUCACUAUUGAGUUUCAGGUCAUUUCCUUCUUUCAACAGUUUCCAGAAACCGUGGUACAGUAUCAGCCAAGCACAGCAAAGAUCAGCCUCCUGAACCCUCUCACAGACCCCCUGGAGAAGUGUGUGAUAGUGGUUGCAGGGCGAGGACUCAUUUACAGACAAAGAAAGUACAGGCUGGGCUCUGUGCAACCUAAAAGCAUUAAAGAGCUGCAAAUCCCAUUCACCCCCACCCAAGCAGGGCCCAGAAGACUCACUGCACAUCUUACCUGCCUUCAACUCCAGAACCUGAAGAGCUACAAAACUGUCGACAUUGCAGCUGCCUGAUGCUCAGCUUAGAACACGCCCUGCUGUCCUGUUUACAAAAGAGUGGUCGUGAUCCAUGAGCUUAGGCAAGCAUAGAUAUUAACAGUUUAAUAAAGUUUAAUUAAUUAAAACCAUGUCUGACUUCCUUUGUACAAACUCAGCUUUCUCCCAUCUGUCACUAUGCCCACUCUUCAGCUUUAUAAGCUUAACUUUAUCGUGAUGAAAAUGGCUUCAAUGUUCAAGCAGAUGCUACAUUUGUCACCACACAUACGUGCUGAACCCACCACUGCUUAGUAUUUUCCCCUACCCAUGGCAAAAAAAGUAUAUCCUAGAAUAUUAAAGUGAUGAAAAUUGUAAUAUUUCUCUAGAGAUACAGUCUUAUUCCACUACAGAUCCCUGGUAAAGCAGCAAACAUUUCUUACUGCUUUCUGAGAAUACUUCAGUCUUAUCUAAGGUUAGGCAGGAAAUAGCAGCAUUGCUGUGAAUUUUAUAACAGUUCAUCAGCUGCUUGCAAAAGAAUUAAGGCUUUUUCCUUCUGUAUGUAUACUCUAC
Messenger RNA from Calypte anna (Anna's hummingbird), 3018 nucleotides. RefSeq names its product erythrocyte membrane protein band 4.2. Gene Ontology annotation, biological process: peptide cross-linking. The record is from RefSeq and is a predicted model, not a curated record. Bases 364 to 2487 code for a protein of 707 amino acids. Gene Ontology annotation, molecular function: protein-glutamine gamma-glutamyltransferase activity. Lineage: Eukaryota; Metazoa; Chordata; Aves; Apodiformes; Trochilidae. The transcript is spliced from 13 exons.